Molecule: messenger RNA, 5299 nt
Organism: Scylla paramamosain (green mud crab)
Lineage: Eukaryota; Metazoa; Arthropoda; Malacostraca; Decapoda; Portunidae
Exons: 2
Coding region: 1181-1798 (205 amino acids)
Source: RefSeq, a predicted model, not a curated record
GACAGCAGCCUGUGGCUUUACUGGAUAGUUGGGAGAGAGUGGUGUGGUGACACACAUGGGAUUAACAAAGUUCAAAUACAGCACCAGGCAGCCAGCUGCAUUAUUUACAUUGUGUUUAUGAUUAUGCUAAUGUAUUUGUUAUUCAAUCUAUCAUUACAUGUAUUAUUAUACAUUACACUAUUGUAACUUCAGUAUGUAUAAAAUGCUUUAAUUAUGAAGUUUUCCAUAUGUAUAUGUCUGCCAGGGUUAUCAACUUAGCUCACAAGCAUCCCCAAGGAAGAAAAGGGAGUGGGUUCAUUUGUGGUACCCAGUGGCUGGAGAUCCCCAUCAAAGGGAAGGGGAAGAUGGUAAGGUUGAUUUAUAGUACAGCUGUCACCCCCCAAGGAAGCUUAAUUCUCAAGGAACACAAAGCCUUAACUAAAGCUCUGAUCCCACUAUAGUACUGCCACCUUUAGACCAUUUCCCUAAUUAGCAGAGAAUGGAUAGACUUAAUGGGAAAUUAAAUCAUUCUUCUUACUCAAUUCUUGGGACAUGCAAUUAGAGAAGGGCAAGAGCAGAACAUUUUGCAAGAAUAUAAUGGAAAAAAAAAGUUUUGUGGGUACAUCUGUGUAUGAAAAUUUACUAUUCCAAAGUAACAAAUUUACAAUUUCUCAUAUUCAUUUCUUCUUCCCAUUUAAUACUCAGGGAUAAAAAUAUUCCAAGUUUGAUGGAACUGAUGCCUUUGAUCAGUUGCUGGGACACAUGCAAAGGCAACACAAACUUACGAUUGCCAAGGAAAAUACAUCUUUUCCCUUAGAUUUCUCCAAAGUACCACACAGUACUGUUUCCAUCCCUUAGAAUGCUUCAAUGUAUUUUCAGUGGGAAUGGAGAGGCCACCUAAAUUCCACAUCUAGUCUUUUGCUUCACUGCUUCUGUCUAACAUCUAACAAGGUGUGAAUCAACCUCAUCCAACCAGAACACUCAACUUUCUCUUCAACCUCAACAACUGGUGACCCCUGGACAAGAAACUACUCUUCAGCAAUGGAAGAAGAUACCAAGCCCAGCAAUGCAAAACCAACUGUUUCCACCGUCACAGUGAAGCUGUCACCCUUCUGCGCCAGUGAGGCUGCAUCAUGGUUUCGGCAAGCAGAAGUUCAGUUCCGACUGAGGAAAGUUACAAGCCCUCAAACCAAGGCCGACUAUGUACUGGAAGCCAUCCCUGAGACAAUUUUUCCUCACAUCACAGCAUGGCUGGACAACCAGGACAAAGAUGUCAUCGACGACGACCUCAAGCAGUAUCUCCUUCAAAGAGUUCACGAUCUCCGUCAGCGCCUGGCUCCGACAUCUUCUAAAUCUUCGUCUAACACCUCUGGGAGACACCACAGCACAUGCAGCAUGGAAUGAGAUGCAAGCUCUAGCUACACUACUUGAACAUGACUCUACUACUGACAAACCACAGCGGGUAGACUUGCUGUGGGAGCUGUGGCUGCAACGUCUUCCCUCAUCUGUGAGAGCUGCCCUACACGAAGCUGAUGACUGCCCCGUGGAAGAGCUCAUAAAUAAGGUGGACAAUCUUAUCAAUACCGCAAAAGCGUCCUGUGCCCCCGACACUAUCUGCCCUGCCUUAGUUGACAACCUGCCCAACACCAAUGCUGCCAGGCCACCUGUUUGCAAGUGGCUGCCCGACAACCAGACGUGCAACUGCAAACCAGGAGUUUCCAGCCAACAUGGACAGCAUGGACUGUGCUACUACCAUCACAAAUUCGGAGCUGGAGCUUGCAAAUGCACCCCAGGUUGCCAGUGGCCAAAAAACUGUUAAUGAGGCCACCACUGACCACAGCAGUGGCCUCUUCGGACCCCAAGCCUGGGAAUAUCAAUGCGCUUGCUUUACCAGCCUCUGGUUUCUUCAUCACAGACAUCUUAUCUGGCCGUAAGUUUCUGGUGGACACAGGCACUUUUUGUUUCCUGUUUCCAGUCACAGCAGAGGACAGAAACUGCCCUUUGACACACUGAUUAGACAUCAAGCUCAUCGCAGCCAAUGGAAGUACAAUUCCCACCUACAGCACCCGCACCAUCCCUAUCCAAGCAGCCGAACGCAGCUUUUCUUGGGAUUUCGUCAUCACUGAUGUCAAGACGCCUCUCCUAGGAGUGGAUUUCCUGAGUCAUUAUGGAUUGCUCAUUGAUGUUGCCAACCAUAAAUUGCUGGAUGUAGCAACAUUCCGCUCAGCUCCUCUUGGCUCCCACUGCCGACACACAGAAAUCUGUUCAUUGAGAAUAGAUAUCCCUUACGACAUGCUCAGACAAAAAUUCCCUGAAGUAUUCUGCCUAGAACUCCAUCAGCAGCAUGGUCACUCAUCAAAACAUGGAAUUUUCCACUACAUCAAAACAACGGACCCCCCAGUUCAUUCCAAGUUUAGACAGCUAUCCCCUGAAAAACUUCAAGCAGAAAAACAAGCUUAAGCCGACAUGGAACAAAUGGGCAUAUGUCAGAAAGCCUCAAGUCCAUGGGCAUCUCCUCUUCACCUCGUCAAGAAAGCUGAUGGCACCUGGCAGCCCUGUAGCGACACUACAGGCAACUUAAUCUUUUUACAGAACCAGAUCACUGGCAAUUCCCAACAUGGCAGACCUUAUCUCCAAUCGACAUGGGGCCAAGAUUUUCUCCAAGCUUGAUCUCCUGAAAGGGUAUUUUCAAGUUCCAGUUUACCUCAAAGACAUACCCAAGACAGCAGUCAUCACACCCUUUGGGACUUGCACAUUCAAUUACUCCACUUUUGGUCUUCAAAAUUCAGGGGCAACCUUUCAGCACCUAAUAGAUGGCAUCCUCAGAGACCUUCCCUUCUGCACCUGCUACGUGGACAACAUACUGAUCUUCUCCAAGAACUCAGAGGAACAUCUCCAACAUCUCCGAACUGUUCUGCAGCAACUACAGGACAAUGGCCUGUUUGUGCAUCAGAACAAAUGCCAGUUUGGCGCUACAUCAGUGGAAUUCCUUGGACACCAGAUAUCGUCCACCAGUGUCUCCCCCCUUUUGGGUAAGGUGCAUGCUGUUUCAAAAUUUCCUUGUCCCACCACCAUCAAAGGACUCCAAGAAUUCAUUGGUAUAGUAAACUACUACCAUUGCUUCCUGCUGAACAUUGCCCAGAUCAUGGAACUGCUCUACAGUUCUCUCGUUGGCAAACCAAAAGAGCUGGAAUGGGGACCAAAACAGGAAUGAGCCUUCAAGGACACAAAGGCCGCCCUCACCUCAGCUACAACUCUUUCCUUCCUGUGCCCCAGCACUCCUCUUACACUGACCACAGAUGCGAGUUCUGUUGCUGUUGGAGCAGUCAUCGAGUAGACCAUCAAGGGUACGACACAACCACUGGGAUUCUUCAGCUGGGAACUCUGGCAAGCAGAAACAAGAUAUAGCAAAUUCGACCAUGAACUACUGGCUGUCUACCUCGCUGUUCACCACUUCAAACACCUCCUAGAAGGAAUCCCAUUCACCAUUCGUACGGACCAUCGCAUACUGGUUCUUGCUUUCUCCAAACAGGGUGAUGCUUGGUCAGACCAACAAUGGCCAGCACCUCUCCAGCAUUGCUGAGUUCAAUUGCACCAUUGAAUACACCCCAGGAAAGAUGAAUCUGGUGGCCAAUGCCCUCUCAAGAGUGGAAAUAAACUCAGUCUACCUCGGAAUCAACUAUGAAGAGAUAGCAACUGCUCAAGAGAAUGACCCUGAGACUGCAGCCUACCGCACUGACAUAACGAGUCUGCGAUGGGAGGAUGUUGCCUUCGGAGACAGGGGCCAUACCAUCCUCUGUGAUGUUAGCACCGGUUGUCCGCGACUUCUCAUCCCGGAGCCCAAACACAGCAAAAUCUUCAAUGUUGUCCAUGGUUUGCCACACCUAUCUGGAUACUCAACUGCCCAUCUCAUAAAGGAGAAAUUCAUUUGGCACAGAAUGAAUAAGAACAUAAGGCAAUGGGCCCAAUGCUGCAUUACCUGCCAGACAAGUAAAGUUGGCUGCCACACUGAGUUGGGGAUAGGAGACUUCCACCAGCCCAAGUGUCAUUUUGGACAUUCACGUCAACAUGGGUGGCCCCCUUCCACCAUCAGAUGCCUCACAGUACCUCUUCACCACUACAGAGUGUUCCACACACUGGCCAAAAGCAAUACCCAUGACAAAUGCUACCGCACGAGAUUGCGCUGAGGCCCUCUUACAUGGAUGGAUCAGCUGCUUUGGUGUUCCAGACGACAUUACUUCUGACUGGGGCCCUGCCUUCAUCUCUCAGCUGUGGACGUCCCUGGGAGAGUUGAUGGGGACAAACAUCCAUUGCACCACGGCCUACAAUCCAGCAACCAACAGCAUGGUGGAGCGGACCCACCGCACCCUAAAAGCUGUGCUGAUGGCACACUGUACCUGACCAGAUUGGAAGGCCCAACUACCCUGGGUCCUCCUUGGGAUGCGGUCAUCACCGAAGGAGGGACUGCAUUUUUCCCCGGCCGAGAUGGUUUUUGGAGAAGCUCUUGUUGUUCCAGGAGAAUUCUUUCCAUCAUCCAAUACAGCCGUUGAUGACAACAAUCUCGCCAGACUACGGCACACCGUGGGGAAGUACCAGUCAUGUGUCCAAACACACAAGACAUCGCCUCCAUGAUACUUCCCCAAAUCACUAAACUCCUCUAAGUACGUCUUCGUAAGGUACAACGCUUACAAACCACCCCUCACUUGCCCUUACUGGGGACCCUACGCCGCCCUAGAAUGUAACUCCGUAGGCAUUUUGCAUCAGUAUAGCCAGAGGCAGUGACUGGGUGUCAAUCAACCACUUAAAACCUGCCUACCUUGAGGAAGAGGAUUCCACGCCUAUAUUGCCACUUGUUGACAACCCAACUUCUACCUCACACCACCUGAGUGCAUGUCCUCCUGCACCAUCCCCUAAAGAUGGACCUUGCCCCACCUCGUCCCGCACUGGACGGCUCAUCCAACAGCCUGACCGUCUUGACCUCUGACCAGGCAGGGACUCUCUUGUUGGGGGAGUAUUUGUAAUGCUGUUUUAAGUCAUCCCUUCAGUACAGCAUCCUCGAAGAGAACAGAACAGUUUGGCAGUGACUAAAAACAAACUCACAAAAUCUCAUUAAUAUGCUUUUUCCUUGAUAGUUAAUUGUCCACUCAUCCCAUUCAAGUUUUACCUUUAUAUUCUAGAUUUUUUUGUUUUGUAUUUCAUUACAGUCAUUACCCAUAUUAUUCACUCACUGCAUUAUUUGCAUAGGUUUCAAGAUUUGUAUAUUUAUAUUUGGUAUUUGUUACAUAUGCUCAAGGUGCGAAUAAACCUCGUCCAACCGGAA